AUGCUCGCGCUGGUCCCUGCCGUGCUUCCAAGUCACCGCGCUCUCGCCGCGACUGAUCCUGCUCACGUGGCCGUUCUAAGGACGUUCGCUGCUCUAGGCAACCCCAGCAGCCCCCCUUUCAACGCGUGGACGGGGGAUGAUCCGUGCGGGGCAGAUGUGGGGAGCGCGUGGGCUGGCAUCAAGUGCGGCACUGGCAGCCCGUUCAACACCGUGGCUGAGAUUGACAUUCAGGACGCCAAUCUAGCAGGAGACUUGCCUCCUUCCAUUUUCAACCUCACAUCACUUCGCUUGCUCAAUCUGGCGCUCAACCCGAAACUGACGGGCAGCUUUCCAGAUGCACUCGGGAACCUCCUGCAGCUCACCACGCUGGACAUGCACGGAUGUGGCCUAUCAGGCUCCAUUCCAUCCACCAUAGGCCGGCUCACCAACCUCAAAUACUUCCUGGUCAACCACAACCGCCUCUCGGGCUCCCUGCCAGCACAGAUAGGCUCUCUCCCCCAGCUCUACAUGCUUGACGUCAUGGAGAAUCAGCUGGAAGGGCCGCUUCCAAAGUUUGAGGGCGCUAACGAGCUCGCCCACCUGUGA
Molecule: messenger RNA, 585 nt
Organism: Closterium sp. Yama58-4
Lineage: Eukaryota; Viridiplantae; Streptophyta; Zygnematophyceae; Desmidiales; Closteriaceae
Source: the annotation of a GenBank genome assembly